Molecule: messenger RNA, 446 nt
Organism: Dermacentor andersoni
Lineage: Eukaryota; Metazoa; Arthropoda; Arachnida; Ixodida; Ixodidae
Product: guanine nucleotide-binding protein subunit gamma-1-like
Biological process (GO): G protein-coupled receptor signaling pathway
Cellular component (GO): heterotrimeric G-protein complex
Molecular function (GO): G-protein beta-subunit binding
Source: RefSeq, a predicted model, not a curated record
UUCAGCAUUGUUUACGGUCGGCAUCCUGUUUCCGGUGCGCCAUCUUUACUAAGAAGGAAGUGCAACAAGUCCAAGGCAGCGCCUCAGAAUCUCCCUGUAUAAAAGAUGUCCAACCUGCAGCAGCAGCGAAAGAUAGUGGAGCAGUUGCGCAGAGAGGCUGGCCUCAAGCGCAUGGAGGUGUCUGCGGCGGUUGAAGACCUCAAGAAGUACAUCCAGGACCACGAGAGUGACGACUACCUGCUCGUGGGCUUCCACUCACAGAAGGCGAACCCGUUCCGGGAGAAGAGCUCGUGCAGCCUGCUUUAGGCCCCCUCCCCCAACCUCCACACCGCCUCUCUCUCUCUCCACUGCCCGAGUGCCCUCACCCACCUUCGCCACAACACCUCCCGCCACCAAUCGUCUCCGAGCCCAGCGUCCAAUGCACAAAUACAGCCCACUUCUCACAA